AUGACGAAUUCAGGAUUAGCAAACCACCACCGGCUUCCUCCUCCCACGGCGAUAAACAAACUCGGCGACGACCUCCUCGUAGAGAUUCUGAUCCGAGGACUCCGAAACCCUAGAUCCGCCUGCUCCUCCAAACUCGUCUGCAAGCGGUGGAGCUCCCUCAUAUCCUCUCCUCGCUUCAACCGCCGCUUCGUUUCUCACGGCCGGGAAACGAACCGGCCGAUGCCGGACGAUCCGUUGGAGCUGCUGCGGAUCCUCCGCGGCUUUCUCCCUCCCAUGCCCGACGGAGUUCGAAACGCUCUGACAGUUUUGGACUGCAACAAGGACCUGGUUUUAUGCGGGUUUCGGGACGAUCUAGGUAAAGAUUACGAGAAGAGCGAACGAAGCAGGUCGUACCUGGUCUGCAAUCCGUUUACGAAACAGUGGAUCGCUCUUCCUUUAGCACCUAGGAAGCCUCCUGCUGGCAGUUAUCGGGACCAAGCGAGGUUAGUUUGUCAACCCCGUAUUUCUCAUAAGCUCGAUUUGGGAGAUGAUGGCGGCGGUGGUCAUGAAGCGACGACCGUUUAUUUCGAGCAUCGAUUCCGUGUGGUGUGCACGUACGAAAAAUCACGUUUCGUUGAUUCGAAAUUACACGUGUUUUGUUCGGAGUCGGGAAAAUGGGGCAAGGAAACUCUUGCAUGUUGUAAUACUCUUGUCCUUGGUCCCCUAGUUUCUUGCAACGAGGAGUUGUUCUGGAAGUACUACGAAUUACACGGUUCGUUGGGUUUUUCGGUGGCUAGGUUUAAUCCUUUCCGUCUCGAUAUGCCUCCCACUUCUGUUAAUCCUCCUCGUGCAUUCCUCCACGCGAAAACCGACUGGUCUGUUUAUGUCUCACAAGGUGCAUUGCACAUCGUGGCGGUUGAAAACAGAACCGUACCCGCGGUUCGUUUAAGCGUAUGGAGACUUGAAGAAGACGGUCGAUCUUGGAGGAAACAGUUUGAGGGAUCGCUGAGCAAGACGUCGAAGUAUCGGGACUAUGAUAUCGUUGGGGGUUUUUGUCCGCUUGGUCUGCAUCCAAACAACCCGGAAAUCGCCUUCUUUCAUUGCACCGCCGGCGAGAACAAGAAUGCUGUAUUGUGCUACGAUUGGAGAAGGGAAGAAUUGAAGGUCUUCUGUCAUGCUCUCCGGGUGUUGCAGCCAAGAGUUUGUUGCUGGCCGGGGCCGAUUCCGAGGUACAAGGAGCUGCAAGGCGUCUACGAUGGAAGCUAUAGCUUUUGGUUUCAGACUAAGAGAGCAAAAGCAAAAACUCCUCCGCUCCAUCACCAAUUUUUUUUUUUGUCAAAUUUAGCGGUAUCAAUUCAGUCAUAA
Molecule: messenger RNA, 1344 nt
Organism: Linum tenue
Lineage: Eukaryota; Viridiplantae; Streptophyta; Magnoliopsida; Malpighiales; Linaceae
Source: the annotation of a GenBank genome assembly